AUGAAUGUGGCCUUGCAGGACAGGGAGCCUGCGGAGCUCGGCGAGCUGAGCUUUCCGUUGCUCAAGCUCAUUAUUGAGGCACGGAACGAGCAUGGUAUGCGGCAACAUGACUGGGAGCGUUAUCGUCGAUACUGCACGACAAAGACGAAGCGCGUCCGUUCGGCGCUGCAUCUUACGCAUGCACCGAACAAGCCUGCUACGAAAGUGCGACGCACGAAGCGCAGUAGGCGGCUUACUACCGAAGAGCAGAGUGUCAAGGACAAGAAGCGUGAUCACACGUUUGAGCGCCGCGACAUUGUGCUGGACCAGGUGACGGAUACGCGGCCCCUCGAGCUCUUGCUGUUUGAGAGCGAGCAUGCGUGGGCAUCCGCCGAAGAACUGUGGGCCAAGCAAACAGAAGAGACUCGUGCGAAACUGCGCAGAAGCAGCUUGGGACGCGCGCGUCGUGCGAUGCAAUAUGCCACGAAGCUGAAUGAGCUGGCGGAUGCGCUGUCAUCCCUCGAUGUUCAUUCCCGUGCCCAAUGCCUAGCAUACCUCGGCCUCGUGCGCAGCGCAUCAGCUUUUAUCCAAGAAAAUUGGGAGUCCACUUUGCGCGCUACCGCUGCCACGCGUCGUUUGCUCACGAUCACGAGUGAAUGCAGCCCGUCGAGCCGUGACGAGGCCGUAGCGAGCAGCUUUCUUGACACGAUCGAUGCACAGAUCCGCUUCGCGACGUAUUCUCUUGGUGAGACGGACGAUGCCGCAGAGCGCGUAUGUACGCCUGAGGCAUGUGAGGAGGUGCUGCCGGGCUGGGCCAGAGUGACCCAGGCGCUCCAGGCCGCCCACCCGGCCUCGGCCUCGUCGAACGAGCCGUUUGUUCUGCACUGGCGGUCCCAGACGAUCCCUGUUCACUCGCUGGAGCUGUACGAUGCCAUUCAGCGCGUGCAGGCUGAAGAGGCUACAUUGGCGCAGCAUGUGGCCCCGACGAACAAGUCCACGCCCGGCAAGCGCGCCAAGCUGUCGCAUGCCCAGCGCAACGCCCACCGACGCCACGGGAUGGGACGUGCGAGUGACUCGUAUGCGAACCGUGGUGAGCUCGAUCCGUUCGACCGUGUCCUUGCGGCGCUGUCGGAUGCCGAGUCGAUCGCACGCGUGCUCGUCGACGACAAUACCCAGGCACUGGCCAAAACGCACUCAACUCGGUAUGAGGCGGCUGGUCUGCUGCUGCGCCGUGCGCACGAAUGGCUUGCUUACCGCUUGUUGUCUGUGCGCAUUGCUCGUAAUGUGCGUCUGUGGUCAGACGUACAGUCACGCGCGGCCAUGCGCGAGGCGCGAGCGGAGGCACUGACGCAGCAGCGGACUCAUCGUCGGACGCUACCCGCGAUGGCAACUGGAAAGAGGAAGCGUGCCGCGCGUCAGUAUGCGCGCAGCGGCACACGUGCCCGUUCGCAGGCGCAGCGCCAAAAGCACUUGAAGCGCGUGCAAGAUCUCUGCGCCCAGCAGUCCGAUCGCCGCCGUCUGCGUAUCGUGCCAGGUAUAGCCAAACUGCUAGACAGUAUCGAUGGCUGUCUACUAGCUAUGGUCGGCCUGGACUUGGUCGAAGGUGAGCCCGAUGUGUCGAGUUUGUUGGAGUCCAAGCGCUUUUACUACUGCUCUGAGCUGCUGCGCCAGGUCGCCAGUGCGUUUGCACAGUAUAACCAGUGCGGCGAAUCGCUUGUUCUGCUUCAGCGUGCCGAUCUGUACGUGCGCCAGGCCAUGCAGUCGCUCGAGUUCGCCCAAGGCGCCCAAGACGAGGAUCAGCACUUUGCCCCUCAGCUCCUCGGCCCCGAUGAUGUGCUCUCGCGCCAGACACGGCACAUCCAAGAGACGCGUGAGCUCACAGAGUCACGCAUAGGCGCACAGGGUGUUCUGGUAUCGUCGGCGAUGCAGUCGACCAAGGGCGGACAGACCUUGUACUACUAUGCACAUCGCCACGUGUCCUUGGACGAGGCCAAUCUGUCGGAAGCCCUCGCACAAGUUCGUUCUCCUGUGCAGCAGCACGACUCAGACUUGGAAGCCUUUGAGGAUGCAGAAAACGAGACGGACGAUAUGGACGAGGAGAACGAGGUCUAUGUCGAUACCGAGCCGGCCCCCGCUCCCAGCGGCAGGAGCAGCUGGUGGGGACGCUGGCUGGGCCGCUGA
Messenger RNA from Malassezia restricta, 2160 nucleotides. RefSeq names its product signal recognition particle subunit SRP68. Bases 1 to 2160 code for a protein of 719 amino acids. The record is from RefSeq and is a predicted model, not a curated record. The transcript has a single exon. Lineage: Eukaryota; Fungi; Basidiomycota; Malasseziomycetes; Malasseziales; Malasseziaceae. Gene Ontology annotation, cellular component: signal recognition particle, endoplasmic reticulum targeting. Gene Ontology annotation, molecular function: signal recognition particle binding; 7S RNA binding; endoplasmic reticulum signal sequence receptor activity. Gene Ontology annotation, biological process: SRP-dependent cotranslational protein targeting to membrane.